This is a messenger RNA of Gigantopelta aegis, 1082 nucleotides long. Its product is annotated as ragulator complex protein LAMTOR5-like. The record is from RefSeq and is a predicted model, not a curated record. Gene Ontology annotation, biological process: positive regulation of TORC1 signaling; cellular response to amino acid stimulus. Gene Ontology annotation, molecular function: guanyl-nucleotide exchange factor activity. The coding region runs from base 91 to 363 and encodes 90 amino acids. Gene Ontology annotation, cellular component: Ragulator complex; cytoplasm; lysosome. Lineage: Eukaryota; Metazoa; Mollusca; Gastropoda; Neomphalida; Peltospiridae. The transcript is spliced from 4 exons.
AAUUCGUUUACGUACACCUAAUUUCAAUGGCAUAUUGCGCGUUUUCAGAGUAUUGGUGUAUUGUUUAAGAAUAGAUGGAGACGGAAAGUCAUGGAGAAAAAUUUAGAAAAACAGUUAGAUGAAACUUUCCGAAUACCGGGUGUGACAGGCGUUCUGUGUACUGACAAAAAUGGUCUGUGUUUAGCAGCAAAAGGCACAGCAAAAAAGCAGACAUCAGGUCCAAUUUCUGCCCUUGCUAGACAAGCAAAAGAUGUGAGCUCACAGGCAGGAACAAGUCCUGUUGUCUGUAUUGAAUCAGAAACAGGGAGCGUGCUCAUAAAAAGUGAAGAUGGAUUGACCGUAGCUGUAUUCAAGGCAUCUUGAUGCUGACCACUGUUUUUCCUUGUUGAUUAUUAUUAACUGUUAAUGGUGAUACAACAAUACCUAUUACAAUAAAUUAUAAAAUGCUUUGAUCCUGUCUGCCUCAUGCCAUCCUGUUCACCAUCCUAUUUCUAAACACCUUAAAAUUCCUAAUUCCCAUAACAUUUCAGCCCUAAAUCACAUCACCAUCUCAUUCCUAACCCACAUCACAAUCCUUGUUCUAAUCCCCCUUCAUCCCAUUCUUAAUCCACAUUGUCCUAUUUCUAAUCCCCUCAAUCCCAUCCCUAAUCCACAUCACCAUCCUAUUUCUAAUCCCCUUAAUCCCAUUCCUAAUCCACAUUGUUCUAUUUCUAAUCCCUUCAUCUCAUUCCUAAUCCACAUCACCAUCCUUUAUCCAAUCCCAUUCCUAAUGCACAUCACCAUCCUUUUUUUAAUCCCCUUCAUCCCAUUGCAAAUCCACUUCACUUUUUCAUUUAUGAUCUUAUUUACCAUCGCAUUCCUAAUCCAUGUCUUGUACUAUUCUGAAUGCUAUUCCAUCGCAUUCCUAAUCCCUGUCACAUGAAGUAAUUGAGAAUUGUGAAAAAUGAUGACAUGAGGAGGUGUAUUUGGUUACUUACAAUUUUAUUAUGUACAUCUGAUUGUACAAGUGUAUUUAGCUGUGUAAUACUGUAAAAAAGAUUCAAUCAAAUGAUGAGAUAAUAAAAUAUAUAUUCAUCACAUCA